GAGCUCUGAUACGGUCUGAUGCAGAAAUGCUUUUCCAACAGGGCGCAGCGUCUACUCAGCUAGGCUAGCUUUCCUGGAUUGUGGAAAAAAAGAAAAUAUUUCGCGGCAGACUGGAAAGGACCGUUGACAUCCGUUGUGAGCAUCCUUUUUUCGAGACGCUUCCAUCCAUUGUAUUUAAGAGGGAGAUAAGAAGAGCUGGCCAUCAGCAGUCAGGUCAACAGAACAUCUGCCCAGCUAGUUCUCAGCUUUGAUGCAGAACAGUCCCCCCAGGUCAAGAUGACUGAAGAGGUGAUUGUCAUCGCCAAGUUUGACUACAUGGCUCAACAGGACCAGGAGCUAGACAUCAAGAAAAACGAGCGCCUCUGGCUACUCGACGACUCCAAAUCCUGGUGGAGGGUCCGCAAUGCCACCAACAAAACCGGCUUUGUCCCGUCCAACUAUGUGGAGAGGAAAAACAGCGCCAGGAAGGCCUCCAUUGUCAAGAACCUGAAAGACACGCUCGGAAUUGGGAAGGUGAAGAACAGGAAGGGAGGGAUGAGAGACACCGCUUCAAAUGCCGACACAGAUCUGAGCACAGAUAACGGCGAGAGGCUGUACGACCUCAACGUGCCCGCCUUUGUCAAGUUCCACUAUUCGGCGGAGCGUGACGACGAGCUGUCCCUCGUGAAAGGCACACGGGUGGUGGUGAUGGAGAAGUGCAGUGACGGCUGGUGGCGGGGCAGCUACAACGGACGCUCUGGCUGGUUCCCUUCUAACUACGUGACAGAGGAUGUAGAUGGGACGGCGGGAGGAGGUGGCAUGGGCGGAUUUGGAGAUCCGGCUGCCGGAUCGCUGACUGAUCAGGUGGUCACUGUGGUGAGCAGCAGCGCAAACGGAAACAGGGUGCUGCACACAGUUCAAGCUCUCUACCCGUUCGAAUCUGGCAACGACGAGGAACUGAACUUUGAACGGGGCGAGGUAAUGGAAGUCAUAGAGAAGCCAGAGAACGACCCGGAGUGGUGGAAGUGCCGCAAAGCAGACGGACAGUUGGGCCUGGUGCCUAAGAACUACGUCACUGUGCUUGACUCCAGCUCCCAUAAGUCCACAGGGGGGCCGGCCGGGCCUCCAACACCUGACUGUGACUACAUCUCUCCCUCAGGCAGCGGGCGCUUCGCUGGGAAGGAGUGGUACUAUGGAAAGGUGACGCGCCAUCAGGCUGAGGUGGCUCUAAAUCAGAGAGGCACGGAGGGAGACUUCCUCAUCCGAGACAGCGAGUCAUCGCCGAACGACUUCUCCAUUUCCCUGAAGGCGCAGAGCAAGAACAAGCAUUUCAAAGUUCAGCUCAAGGAGAACCUUUACUGCAUCGGACAGCGCAAAUUCAACUCUAUGGAGGAGCUUGUUGAACACUACAAAAAGGCUCCCAUCUUUACCAGUGAGCAGGGAGACAAACUGUACCUGAUCAAAGCCCUGGCUGCCUCCUGAUCCCACCCUUAAACACAAACAGAUUAAUGGCUUCCAUAUAGAAAAAAAACUGAUCCUUACACCAGAACACACACUAACAUUUCAGCUCCAAGCCUGAAGACUUAACACAUCAUCAGGACUUAAAUGGCCGCUUUGUGAGCAUUCCAAGAGGAGAUAUGGAAAAAGCAUGGGAGAGACAUUGAGAGGGCUGGAGAAAAGAGUUGCAUAUCCUCAGAGUUGACUACAGACCUCCUGGUCGCAUUUUUAAAUUAUCCACAUGUUAGCUCAUAGGCAACGGCAUGUAUUUUCACCCUUGGUAUCUAUUAGGGUUUCAUUUAGAUUUCUUUAUGUUGAUAAUAUAUAAUCUUUGCUUUAACAGUUUCCUUUAAAGAUGUGAUUUUCAUUUUUUUGUACUUAUUUUUUUUUUUUUUUUUAAACACACGACAUAUUGAGAUAUUUUAAGAUGAAAACGUACUCAGAGCCAUGCCUAAAGGUCUUACAAGUUGACUCCCUUUGUUUGUCUUACAGCCUUUUUUUUCGUGAAUGUGGACAAUAAUCCACAACUUCAGCUAAUAAGUGAUAAAAAAAUCAAGUGACCAAACUAUAUUUAUUUAGAUUUGUUAGGAUCCGUGUUGUUAAGUUGAAAUAGUAAAAUGCAUCUUUCUUUUUUCUCUAUUCCUUGUGCAAAUAGGCUUUUUAUUUUCAGUACAAUAGAAGUGCUUGUGCCACAUUUUGCUGUAUCCACAUCAUGUGAAUGUUACAAAGAGGAGGAAAAUUACACGGCCAAUCUCAUGAUGCUAACAAGUGGGAUAGGGUAAAACCAAACAUCCUUUUAUCUUCCAUUAAAUUGCCUUUUCCUGACUGAUAACAGGUUGGGGUGUUCUGAGCAAGGAUCCUUUCUGAUUUUAUUUUAUUUUUUAUUUUCAAAGGACUAAACAUGUGUGACGGGGAAAAAAAAAAAGAAAUGUGUGCAGGUUUUCAAUCCAGUUGCUGAUGAAGGAAUUCUACGAUUAUCCCCAUUUAUGGACCGAAGUCCACGUCCCUAAGCUAUUAUCUGAUUUUCCUGUCUCUAAACUAAAAGAAAGUCCAUCAGAGUACAUGUUGGUGUUUUCUGUAGAAUGAAAACGAUGGCUGCUCUUAUUUUGAUGACUUUAAAUAUCAAAAGAGAUUUUUCUUUUUAAGCAUUUGAUCUCCUGAUCAAACAAAAACUGGCUGCUUUAGUUUGGUUGAUUGCUGCCUCUACUUAACCAGAAAUCCAGUGACCAUCAUCUGUUUUUUCAUAAAUUAAUCUUUGUCAAAAAAAGUGCAUUAAAGCACUUUCUUUUGUUCUGUGGUCUUAUAAAGUGAAAAUCUUGGUUGAAAAGUAUUUAACAAAUAUUGAGGAAUCCUACUUCCCUUGGAUAAAAAUCGACAGAAUUGAUCUCUUGGUAUUGGGAGUAUCUUUGCAUCUAAUGAUUAACUUUGGAGCAGUGGAGACUUUUUUUUUUUUUUUUGAAGUCAGGAAAAUCUAUAAAUCCAGUUCUGGAGAAAAGAGGAAGUGGAGGACCAGUCCUGGCUGCCAAGAGCAUGAUGUCACUGCUCCUGAAUAAGUGAUUACUUGAGCUAAUAGAGGGUCACCAGGGGGUCAAGUGUACGUACUUGCAAAACAUGUACAUCAUACAAGAAAACGAGCCAUUCCUUAAGGAGGAGGUAAAAACCCACCUUUUUUUACACAGCGGGGAUCUGGAGGGAAUGGGUUUUUCACUAGAAGGGGAGAAGGUAGAGUUGAAUGUUGAAGGGAAGCAAUCUAAGCUACAGCAGGAGUGCUGGCAGGAAGCCACUCCAGCCGGGGGAUGUUGACGACGACGACGAUGAUGAUGACCAUCGCAAAGCUUGCGAUGAUGAGUUCUGCAGCUGGUUGGACCCGGGCACAAAAAGAAGACGAGGGAAGGAAAAAUAGAUUAAGGAAUUGGAGAGCAUGUUUUUACUGUUCCACCACACCCAAUUAUUCAUGUGCAACUGGGCGCGUAGAAGGCUUUUUGAUGAGAGACUCUAAAGUGAUUGACAGAAGUAGACAUGCUCCAAUUGGAAUCGCUGAAUCCUGGUUUCUACAAGCUUUGACCUAAUAUCAAUUUUACCCCAAAAAAAUAGUUUUCUUUACAAACCCUGUUAAAGAAAUAUUUAAAAAA
This is a messenger RNA of Cyprinodon variegatus (sheepshead minnow), 3608 nucleotides long. RefSeq names its product NCK adaptor protein 1 (gene nck1b). Gene Ontology annotation, biological process: negative regulation of endoplasmic reticulum stress-induced eIF2 alpha phosphorylation; positive regulation of endoplasmic reticulum stress-induced intrinsic apoptotic signaling pathway; positive regulation of translation in response to endoplasmic reticulum stress. The transcript has 5 exons. The coding region runs from base 277 to 1461 and encodes 394 amino acids. The record is from RefSeq and is a predicted model, not a curated record. Gene Ontology annotation, molecular function: ephrin receptor binding. NCBI's taxonomy places the organism in Eukaryota, Metazoa, Chordata, Actinopteri, Cyprinodontiformes, Cyprinodontidae.